This is a messenger RNA of Homarus americanus (American lobster), 4115 nucleotides long. RefSeq names its product zinc finger protein 2-like. Lineage: Eukaryota; Metazoa; Arthropoda; Malacostraca; Decapoda; Nephropidae. Gene Ontology annotation, molecular function: DNA-binding transcription factor activity, RNA polymerase II-specific; RNA polymerase II cis-regulatory region sequence-specific DNA binding. The record is from RefSeq and is a predicted model, not a curated record. Gene Ontology annotation, biological process: regulation of DNA-templated transcription. The transcript is spliced from 2 exons. The coding region runs from base 110 to 1582 and encodes 490 amino acids.
CUGGGCCGCCCGUGUGUGUCUGUGUGUGUGUGUGUGACGCCGCCUGUGACGCCCUGUGCCCCUGGAUGUCGUGUAGCGGCCGGCCGGCUAUGUGACCCGCGCCGCCACCAUGCCCAGGUGCUUCAUGGCUAAGAAGGCCGGGGGACGACACUCCCCAUACCCAUCACCCCUGAGAGACCGCUCGCCGUCCCCCAUGGACUCUCGCAACGCCUGGACGCCCCGGUCACCCACGGCGGGAGAGACGGCGCCCUCGCCACCACCCUCACACACCACCGCCCAUCACCACCACCCACUCAACCUCGCGCCCCCUCCCCCACACUACUACGCCCCCGCACCCCUCGAUCUGGGCAGAACGGGGCCGGACGCCGCUUACCAUGUGUACCCCCCGGGGCACAUCGAGGAGGACCCCCACUUCCACCACCUACAUAACCUGCACCGGCCCAAGGUGGAGGUGGGAGAUGAGGAGCGGGUGGUGGAGGUGCACAUCCCGGAGGUGGCGAGACCUGACCCCCAGCGACCCCCCCACCACCACCACUACCAGCACCACCCCGUCACUCUCAUAUACAACGGUUAUGUGGCCGACGGGCGCGGCUACAGCCCCCCAGGACCUGUGGCUCUGCCUCUCACGCCCUCACCCGACGCCCAUGGACGCGCCCUCACACCUACGGAGAGCCUGAGUGGGCUGUCACCCGGAGGGUUGGUGUCCCUGGCGCCCCUGUGUCCACAGUACGACGCCCGACAAGAGCCUCUAGAGGAGCCCAUCAACCUGACGACGCGGCCCCCGGCCCUCUACGACCGUCCGCCAGAGGACCUCAGUACGGCCCAUGCUAUUCUCGACCUGUCGACCGCCCGCGUGGCCGAGUACUCCCCGCCCCACACGCCGCCCUCACCUCACACCCACGAGUACCACCCCCUACCUCACCCUCACCCGUCACCGCAGCCCGCCCCUCCACCCUACCAUCUCCACAGCGGCGACAACAACAGCAGCCUGGAGCGACAGACGGAACACAACCCCAAUAAGCCCUGCACGGUCGCCUACACCUACGAAGCGUUCUUCGUCAGUGAUGGAAGAUCGAAGCGGCGAGGAAGCGAGGGAACGGAAAAACCGCGGUAUACGUGCUCGGAGUGCGGGAAGCACUACGCCACCUCCUCUAACCUGUCGCGGCACAAGCAGACGCAUCGCGACUUGGACUCUGGCAAUGCGCGUCGCUGCCAUGUGUGCGGGAAGGCGUACGUCAGCAUGCCGGCACUUGCCAUGCACGUGCUGACGCAUAAUUUGACGCACCGGUGCGGCGUCUGUGGCAAGGCCUUUUCCCGCCCCUGGUUAUUACAAGGACACAUGCGCUCCCACACCGGAGAGAAGCCCUUUGGAUGUGCCCACUGCGGCAAGUCCUUCGCUGACCGAUCCAAUCUGCGCGCGCAUAUGCAGACACACUCUCAGCUCAAGAACUUCAGGUGUAAACGCUGCAACAAGUCCUUCGCUCUCAAGUCGUACCUCAACAAGCACUACGAGUCUGCGUGUUUCAAGGACAUGCCUCUGCCUUCCUCGUCCCCAGACCCGCUUGAGAUGGACACCACUUAGCUGUGCCCUCCAGGUUACCGCCUGAACCGUACAAACCCACCGUCCCGACCCACGCCCACGCCCGCCGCCCAAUAACCUACGCCCACGCGGCCCCACUGGAGGGUGUCGCGGGGGCCCAGGUUCCCCCAUCCAGCCAGGGGACGACCCAGAGGUGGGCUCGAGCACACAGCGUCUCAAGUUACCGUCACAGACACUCAGACGGCACCCACUCCCGUCACAAGCUUCUAAACGUCACAAAUUUCCAGCAUGUGGCUCUGGGACGUCACAAACUCGCGUCGCAGAGCCCUUAAGACCUCCCGACGGGGCGACAUCGUCUUGGUCGUGCUGGGAGGAAGAACUCUCAGGUCUGAUACACAAAGUUGGCGGCGCCGUCGCGUCGCUGGACAUGAUCAAAACAUUGCUGUUAUAUUUGAUAUUGUUGACAUCUUUAUUCGACAGUCCAAAGUUGAGGGGAUAAAGGUGUAUGUUUUUCAGAUUCUCUCUUAAGAUCAAAAAACAUUGUGUAAAUUUGUGAGGACAGGGCGAGUAGGGGUUCCCAGAGGCACACACUUCACACCUCCGGGAGCUGCCCACUUUUCAAACGCUCUGGCCACCGGGUUUUGCGAAGCUCCCCUGACGUCACAGUAACUCUUAGUGUAGGAUGAAUGAAAAUAUUUAUUGCCUAUUUAUUGUUAAUAUUACGGUUAUUUUUGCGUUUCCAGCCACCCUGUUUGAUGAUAUUUUAAAGGGUGUCAUGUUUCGUAAACAACGAAUAUAGUCAACGACCAAAGGGUCCUAUAAUUCCUGCAUGUAAAUAACUUUGUAUAGACUACUGAAUCUCUUUUAACUCCUUACGUACGUACUCAUCAAGACAUUCCAUACCAGACAUUCCACUGAGAUGCACUUGGAGUUAACAAGUGUUUUAUUAGUCUCGUAGGGUAGGUUAAGAUGAUCCAAUUCUAUUAUGAUAUUGCAUAGUGAUAAGUAUUUUUUCGAAUCUACAUAAACAAGCCAAAUAAUAGACUAUAUUUGAUCAUAGCCUUAGAGCGCUUUCGAAGAGUCUUUCUAAAAGGUUAAGUUUCAUUUGGAUUAUUUCGGCGUGAGGUGUGAGGGCGGCCGCCAGACGGUAUGGAAGACACGGCACCACCAAGGGAAUAUUGACCUAGAUGAUUAUUGUUGUCGAGAUCAAAAUGAGUUGUUGUCUUUGUUGGUGAUGCUAUUACACCGAUAGUAUCAUUAGUCAUAAGACAUUAUCAUAAUUUUUCAAAUCUAAGUCAUUUUAAUUAAGAUUAAUAAUGUAAUAAUUCAUAUGUUUAUGUAUGUAUAUAUAUAUAUAUAUUAAUGUGUACCCAAAAUCCCAGACUUGAUUUACGUAACAUUAUUUUUUUUUCGUAUGAGAGAAAUCAAAAGGUGAAUGAGCGAGCCAGGGAGUCACACCAGGACUCAGGCGUUCAGUAUUACUCUAGUCACCUCCCUUGAUGAUGGGUGACCCGUGUCGUGUCUUCGUGUUCCCUCAAGUCUCAGUCCCACUCCUCCGCCAUUUUGAGUGUGCUCUAGUCGAGUCGCCCGCGGCACAUACUUAAAUAGCAAAUACUUAUACUUAACUCUAGUGAUAAGUAGUUUUAAGAUGGAGUCCGGUACUUGGCGAUCCUGAUGACGCCGGUGAUUAUGAGAUUAAUGAUAGUUACGAGGGUGGUGUCUUAACGCCUUAAAUCCAUGGUUUCCAAUUAGUGGUUUUGGGUUUCGAAUUUCUGGUCGGGGUUUCUUAGUUAUGGGGAUCUGAGGUUUCCAAUUGCUAUUUUGAGAUUUCGUAUUGGAAUUUCAUAGAUUCAAAUGGGGUUUCAUGAAUUCAAACUGAUGAUUCAUGGUUUCGAAUUGGGUUUCAAUAUUUGGAAUUAAGGGAUGGGAUGGGGUGGAGGGGGGGGGGGUUCUCACAAUAUACAACUGCUGUUAAGUCCAUACAGCAUUUCGAGCCGGUGACACAGUACCUUAAUAAAGCAAUACACUAUACAGUACACGUAAUAUAUAUCUGAUUAAACGAAACUUCAGCCACAAAACCUUUCUUAGAGAAGCCAAGACAGCGCUGGAAGGACAAUUACAGGUGUGCUGCCUAAUAUACUACACAGGUGUGGAGGAACCGCAGCGAACCCACACACACCCACCCACAUCCCACACAAACACCUACAGACACACCACUCCCACUGACUUAAAAAGACCCACUUAAUCUCCCACCCGUCUCCUCCCCACCUCCCCCUAACCCACCCGGUCUGUAAUGGCUAUUUCAUAUCUCCGCCAUCCUCAGUGAGAGAUCAGCGUGAUACCUUAAUAGGCUCAUUAAACUCUGACAAGAUGUAUAUGACAAUUACCAGCCUGUCGGGUCCCAGGCUCCCACACACACACCACCGCCCCGCCCCCACCUGCUGAUGUGUAGCCUCCCAGUCUUAACAGAUGUGUGUGUGUGUGUGUGAGCGUCCACCUUAUCACAAAGAGCACCACCACCACGACUAUUAAUAUCAAUACUACCAUCACCAUUUCCACUAUUACUACCACUACU